CUUUAACAACAGAUAAAGGAUGGACUUGUAGCUGCCGCUGUAAGAUUCUAAGUCCAGGAGAGAGAUAUGGAAUAUUGACCUGUCUGGGUAAUCAUUUCAAACCAAGCAGCAAGGACAGUUGGAAACACUCACAUGCUAUCAGUAGUUCCGUGAUGGACUCAAAUCAGCAUUUGAAAAAGACAGUGGAAGAAACACCUUCCAAGGAAAGGGAAACUAGAUGCUGCAAUGGAUUCAAGAUGUUUUUAGUGGCCCUGUCAUUCAGCUUUAUGUGUAAGGCACUAGGUGGAAUCGUUAUGAAAAGUUCCGUCACUCAAAUAGAAAGGAGAUUUGACAUAUCAUCUUCAGUUGUUGGCUUAAUUGAUGGAAGCUUUGAAAUCGGAAAUUUGCUUGUGAUUGUAUUUGUGAGUUACUUUGGAUCCAAACUACACAGACCAAAGAUAAUUGGAAUUGGUUGCUUCAUUAUGGGAACUGGAAGUAUUUUGACUGCUUUACCACAUUUCUUUAUGGGAUAUUACAGGUAUUCUAAAGAAACUCUUAUUCAUCCAUCAGAAAAUUUAACAUCAAGCUUAUCAACUUGUUCAUUUGAUCAAAAUUUGUUACUCAAUAGAACAUCACCUGAGGUAGCAGAAAAAGGUUGUGAAAAGGAGUCUGGGUCAUAUAUAUGGAUAUAUGUACUCCUGGGUAAUAUGCUCCGUGGAAUUGGGGAAACCCCCAUAGCACCGUUGGGGAUUUCUUACAUUGAUGAUUUUGCUGAAGAAGGACAUUCUUCUUUUUAUUUAGGUACCUUGCAUGCACUAUCAAUGGUUGGUCCAAUCAUUGGCUUUAUCCAGGGAUCUCUGUUUGCUAAAAUGUAUGUGGAUAUUGGAUAUGUAGAUCUCAGCAAUAUCAGAAUAACUCCUAAGGACUCUCGUUGGGUUGGUGCUUGGUGGCUUGGUUUCCUUGUGGCUGGAACAUUAUCUAUUAUGUCUUCUAUACCGUUCUUCUUCCUGCCCAAAAAUCUGGAUAAAUCACAGAAAGAAACAUCUUUGGACUUGCUCAAAACAAAUGAAGAAAGGACUCAAAUGGCUAACGUGACCAAUCAUGGGCAGCAUGUUAGUGAAAAUAUUACUGGUUUUUUCCAGUCCUUGAAAAGCAUCCUUACCAACCCUCUGUAUGUUAUAGUACAGUUUUCGUCAUUACUGCUAGCCAGUAGCCAUAUUGGUGCUAUUACUUACGUCUUCAAAUAUAUAGAGCAACAGUAUGGUCAGUCAGCAUCUGAGGCUAACAUUUUACUUGGAACCAUAACCUUACCAACUGUUGCAACUGGAAUAUUUAUAGGAGGAUAUAUUAUUAAAAAAUUCAAACUUACCUUGCUUGGAAUUGCCAAAUUUUCCUUUUGUACCAGUGUAUUGGCUUUCACAUUUCAGCUAUUAAAUUUUGCAUUAAUUUGUGAAAACAGAUCAGUUGCUGGCCUAACUUUGACCUAUGAUGGAAAUAAUCCAGUGGCAUCUCAUAUAAAUGUACCACUUUCUUAUUGCAACUCAGACUGCAAUUGUGAUGAAAGUCACUGGGAACCAGUCUGUGGAGACAAUGGAAUAACUUACAUGUCACCUUGUCUAGCAGGAUGCAAAUCUUCAAGUGGCUAUAAAAAUUCCAUGGUGUUUUAUAACUGUAGUUGUGUGGAAGUAACUGGUGUUCAGAACAAAAAUAAUUCAGUGACUUUGGGUGAAUGCCCAAGAGACAGUCAAUGUACAAAAAAAUUUUAUAUCUAUUUAUUGGUGCAAGUCGUGAAUUAUUUUUUCUCUUCAAUGGGAAGCACCCCUACUAUCAUGCUGAUUUUUAAAACUGUUCAACCUGAACUGAAAUCCCUUGCGGUGGGUUUCCAUUCACUAAUUAUACGAGCAUUAGGAGGAAUUCCAGCUCCUAUAUAUUUUGGGGCUCUGAUUGAUAGAGCAUGUAUGAAGUGGUCAACCAGCAGCUGUGGGAAGCGAGGGUCUUGCAGGAUAUACGAUUCCACAUUAUAUGGAAAUACCUUCAUGGGCUUGAUGGAGAGCUUAAGAUUCUUAGCACUUAUUUUAUUUGCUGUAUUAAUUUCCACUAUGAAGAAAAUAUAUCAAGGAAAAGAUACCAAGGCAUCAGAAAAUGGAAGAAAAGAUACAAAUGAAGCAAACUUAGAAUCCUUAAAUAAUGAUGGGUAUUUUGUACCUUCUUCCAGAGCAGACAAUGAAACACAUAUGUAAGGGGAGAGAAAAAAAAUUAGGUUGUUGUAUUUCAAACAACAUUGUGUGAAUUUAGUAGCAUGGUAUUUUGAGCAGUUCUUGGUCUUUCACUAAUAGUUCUCCCACCCUUAUGAUGGUACAGUGAAUCACCUGUGUAUUUGUAACAAUAAACAGACUGUAAAUGAAAAGGAAUGAGAGCACGCAUUGCUUAGGAUAUAGCUGUGCAUUUGAGAUGAAGAUUAGGACACAUGUUCCAUACAAAUUUAAAGUGAGAAGUGUGGUUAGUAUAUAAUAAAAGAAAAAAUAUUUGCUCUGGUAAUUAUAACUCAAUAAAACCAGUGAUUAAAGAAUGGAGAGGAAAAGGGAGGAGAGAAAUCAAUAAACUAAAUAAGGAGAGAAGCCCAAUACCUUUUAAGCCAGUUUGGCCCCCAUAACUCAAGCAUGAAGUUAGUAUGAUAGAACCACUAUACUAUCAUGACAUCUGUCAUUCAUGUAUUAAGUCAUAUAUUUCACAGACCUUAUUAAUUUAUAAUUUGAAAUUGCAUUCAGCUAGGAGCCCAUGAUGCAUCUUCUUCCAACCUUCCAUUAAAAUACUGCUGGAGAAAUAGAGAUAUUUUAGAAUUUGCAAGCUAUGAUUGCCGAACAACAUAUUAUGGAAUGUGUUGUUUCUUUUAGGACCAUGGAAGUGGAUUAAGUAAACACAUUUACUUGAGAAAGCAAAGCCCACUUAAAAGAUGUGUCUUCAUUUCAUUUGUCUGUUCCUGGAAGACAUGGAAUCUGUACCAGAUAAUUUACCAGCUGUUUCUCAGUUGCA
Messenger RNA from Mustela lutreola (European mink), 3012 nucleotides. RefSeq names its product solute carrier organic anion transporter family member 1B3 (gene SLCO1B3). Gene Ontology annotation, molecular function: protein binding. The record is from RefSeq and is a predicted model, not a curated record. Bases 153 to 2219 code for a protein of 688 amino acids. Lineage: Eukaryota; Metazoa; Chordata; Mammalia; Carnivora; Mustelidae. Gene Ontology annotation, cellular component: membrane. The transcript has 16 exons. Gene Ontology annotation, biological process: sodium-independent organic anion transport; transmembrane transport.